Molecule: messenger RNA, 753 nt
Organism: Rotaria sordida
Lineage: Eukaryota; Metazoa; Rotifera; Eurotatoria; Philodinida; Philodinidae
Source: the annotation of a GenBank genome assembly
AUGCAGAAAUUGUACUACUUGGACAUUCAAGAACAGUAUGCACAAAUAAAAAAAUGUACGAAAGUAAUUACAAUUAAUGGUAUAGAAAAAGUUGAUUAUGUACUUCAUUGCCAUCCACAUUGUUAUCUUAUUGGAGUUGGACAGGAGAUUAUUGGUCAUGAAAAAUUAAAAGAUUGUGCUUCUAUGAAUAAAUCAUUCGAUACUUGUAAUAAACAUGGUUGUUUGAGAAAAGAAUAUAUACAUAUAACUUAUGAAGUUCGUAAAUUUAUUACUAAUAUUGAAAUGAAUAGUAAGAAUAAAACGCAAUCUCCAAUCGAUGAAAUUAAACAACGUAUUAAAGAUUUAGAAGUAGAACAAGAAGCUAUUAUUAAAGUUUGUACUCAAUUAACACAAUUUCUUCGUGCAAAUGCACUUAAUCCAAGUGCUGGAGUUCAAAAUGAUGAUGUUAUUACUGGUUUAGAAAAAUUAUUAGUUGAUUAUAAACAUGAAAUGGAUAUUCUUCAACAGGCAAUGAAAAUAAAUUCAACAACAAUAUCCAAUAGUUCAUCUGAGUCUACUGAUGUUAUUAAACCAGAACAAAUAUUUCUUCUAGUAAGUUCUCUUUAUCGAUUACCGAUCAAUGGUGCUAAAAUUCGUGAGCAAGUCGAAGGAUUAAAAUGCAUACAGUCUAAAUUUACUCAAAAUAGAGAACAUGUUGUUCAGUUACUAGUAGAAGCCGAUUCUUCAUCAGUAAUGAUAGAUUUAAAAAAAUAG